Messenger RNA from Mandrillus leucophaeus (drill), 2738 nucleotides. RefSeq names its product adenosine A2a receptor (gene ADORA2A). Bases 638 to 1867 code for a protein of 409 amino acids. The transcript is spliced from 4 exons. Gene Ontology annotation, molecular function: G protein-coupled adenosine receptor activity. The record is from RefSeq and is a predicted model, not a curated record. Gene Ontology annotation, biological process: G protein-coupled adenosine receptor signaling pathway; adenylate cyclase-activating G protein-coupled receptor signaling pathway. Gene Ontology annotation, cellular component: membrane. NCBI's taxonomy places the organism in Eukaryota, Metazoa, Chordata, Mammalia, Primates, Cercopithecidae.
GAGGGUGUGGGAGGAGGGAGGUGAGGCAGCUCCCUCCGAGUGGAAGCUCACAGUCAGCUGCAGCACCGCCCCCGGCCCUGACUGCAGCUGUCUGGUGGGGGCACCUGGAGGCAGCGGGUUCGGGCGCAGUGUGAGAGGGCUUACCCUCUGCGGCAGUGGGAGAAGGGACCAGGCGGCUCCCCACAUCCUUCCACAUCCGAGCUCCAGGGGUCUCUGGCCUGUCCUUUCACAGGGCGGCUGGUGUCCCUUAGGAAAAAAACAGACUGCAGCUGAUCCUUGGCCCUGAGUUUAGAGUGGGAGGCACCGUGACCCCAGUGCGCAGAGCAGGGAAUGCAGGGAGCCAUGGAUAGUGCUGGGGUGCCUCGGGAACCCUGAAGCUGGGCUGAGCCAUGAUGCUGCUGCCAGAACCCCUGGAGAGGGCCUGGUUUCAGGAGACUCAGAGUCCUCUGUGAAAAAGCCCUUGGAGAGCACCCCAGCAGGGCUGCACUUGGCUCCUGUGAGGAAGGGGCUUAGGGGCCUGGGCCCCUCCGCCUGGGCCAGGCUGGGAGCCAGGCGGGCGGCUGGGCUGCAGCGAUGGACCGUGAGCUGGCCCAGCCCGCGUCCGUGCUGAGCCUGCCUGUCUGUGGCCGUGCCCAUCAUGGGCUCCUCGGUGUACAUCACAGUGGAGCUGGCCAUUGCUGUGCUGGCCAUCCUGGGCAACGUUCUGGUGUGCUGGGCCGUGUGGCUCAACAGCAACCUACAGAAUGUCACCAACUACUUCGUGGUGUCGCUGGCGGCGGCCGACAUCGCAGUGGGCGUGCUCGCCAUCCCCUUUGCCAUCACCAUCAGCACCGGGUUCUGUGCUGCCUGCCACGGCUGCCUCUUCAUUGCCUGCUUUGUCCUGGUCCUCACGCAGAGCUCCAUCUUCAGCCUCCUGGCCAUCGCCAUUGACCGCUACAUCGCCAUCCGCAUUCCGCUCCGGUACAAUGGCUUGGUGACUGGCACAAGGGCUAAGGGCAUCAUUGCCAUCUGUUGGGUGCUGUCGUUUGCCAUCGGCCUGACUCCCAUGCUGGGUUGGAACAACUGCGGUCAGCCAAAGGAGGGCAAGAACCACUCCCAGGGCUGCGGGGAGGGCCAGGUGGCCUGUCUCUUUGAGGAUGUGGUCCCCAUGAACUACAUGGUGUACUUCAACUUCUUUGCCUGUGUGCUCGUGCCCCUGCUGCUCAUGCUGGGUGUCUAUUUGCGUAUCUUCCUGGCGGCGCGACGACAGCUGAAGCAGAUGGAAAGCCAGCCUCUGCCAGGGGAACGGGCACGGUCCACACUGCAGAAGGAGGUUCAUGCUGCCAAGUCGCUGGCCAUCAUUGUGGGGCUCUUUGCCCUCUGCUGGCUGCCCCUACACAUCAUCAACUGCUUCACUUUCUUCUGCCCCGACUGCAACCACGCCCCUCUCUGGCUCAUGUACCUGGCCAUCGUCCUCUCCCACACCAAUUCGGUUGUGAAUCCCUUCAUCUACGCCUACCGUAUCCGCGAGUUCCGCCAGACGUUCCGCAAGAUCAUUCGCAGCCAUGUCCUGAGGCAGCAAGAACCUUUCAAGGCAGCUGGCACCAGUGCCCGGGUUUUGGCAGCUCAUGGCAGUGAUGGAGAGCAGGUCAGCCUCCGUCUCAACGGCCACCCGCCGGGAGUGUGGGCCAACGGCAGUGCUCCCCACCCUGAGCGGAGGCCCAAUGGCUAUGCCCUGGGGCUGGUGAGUGGAAGGAGUACCCAAGAGUCCCAGGGGAACACGAGCCUCCCAGAUGUGGAGCUCCUUAGCCAUGAGCUCAAGGGAGUGUGCCCAGAGCCCCCUGGCCUAGACGACCCCCUGGCCCAGGGUGGAGCAGGAGUGUCCUGAUGAUCCAUGGAGUUUGCCCCUUCCUAAGGGAAGGAAAUCUUUAUCUUUCUGGUUGGCUUGACCAGUCACGUUGGGAGAAAAGAGAGAGUGCCAGGAGACCCCGAGGGCAGCCAGUUCCUACUUUGGACUGAGAGGAGGGAGCCCCAGGCUGGAGCAGCAUGAGGCCCAGCAAGAAGGGCUUGGGGUCUGAGGAAGCAGACGUUUCAUGCUGUGAGGCCUUGCACCAGGUGGGGGCCACAGCACCAGCAGCAUCUUUACUGGGCAGGGCCCAGCCCUCCACUGCAGAAGCAUCUGGAAGCACCACCUUGUCUCCACAGAGCAGCUUGGGCACAGCAGACUGGCUUGGCCCUGAGGCUGGGGAAUGGCUCCAACAGCCUCCUGCCACCCACACACCACUCUCCCUAGACUCUCCUAGGGUUCAGGAGCUGCUGGGCCCAGAGGUGACAUUUGACUUUUUUCCAGGAAAAAUGUAAGUGUGAGGAAACCCUUUUUAUUUUAUUACCUUUUACUCCCUGGCUGCUGGGUCUGCUGUCAGUCCUGCUGCUAAACCUGGCACCAGAGCCUCUGCCCGGGAGCCUCAGGCAGUCCUCUCCCACUGUCACGGCUGCCAUCCACUUCUCAGUCCCAGGGCCAUCUCUUGGAGUGACAAAUCUGGGAUCAAGGACAGGGAGUUGUAACGGAGCAGUGCCAGAGCAUGGGCCCAGGCCCCAGGGGAGAGGUUGGGACUGGCAGGCCACUGGCAUGUACUGAGUAGCACAGAGCUACCCGGUGAGAGGCCUUGUCUAACUGCCUUUCCUUCUAAAGGGAAUGUUUUUUUCUGAGAUAAAAUAAAAAUGAGCCACAUCGUGUUUUAAGCUUGUUCAAAUAAGAA